CAGCGGGCCAGGCGGCUUCAGCACCACGGACAGCGCCCCGCCGGCGGCCCUCCCGCCCGCGGCGCGCCCCAGACGGCGUAGGCAGGGCCCGCGAGCGAUGCCCGCGGCAUGGCCCGGCGCUCCGGCCCCAUGGCGCUGCUGCUUACCUUCGGCCUCCUCGGGCUGUGCCCAGGGGUGUGGGGUACGGAUGCCGAGGAGCGGCUGGUGGAACAUCUCCUGGAUCCCUCCCGUUACAACAAGCUUAUUCGCCCAGCCACCAAUGGCUCUGAACUUGUGACGGUGCAGCUCAUGGUAUCUCUGGCCCAGCUCAUCAGUGUGCACGAGCGGGAGCAGAUCAUGACCACCAAUGUCUGGCUGACCCAGGAGUGGGAGGAUUACCGCCUCACCUGGAAGCCUGAGGAAUUCGACAACAUGAAGAAAGUCCGGCUCCCUUCCAAACACAUCUGGCUCCCAGAUGUGGUCCUGUACAACAAUGCCGACGGUAUGUAUGAGGUGUCCUUCUAUUCCAACGCCGUGGUCUCCUACGAUGGCAGCAUCUUCUGGCUGCCGCCCGCCAUCUACAAGAGCGCCUGCAAAAUUGAAGUGAAGCACUUCCCGUUCGACCAGCAGAACUGCACCAUGAAGUUCCGCUCCUGGACCUACGACCGCACAGAGAUCGACCUAGUGCUCAAGAGCGACGUGGCCAACCUGGACGACUUCACGCCCAGUGGUGAGUGGGACAUUGUGGCCCUGCCCGGCCGGCGCAACGAGAACCCGGAGGACUCCACCUACGUGGACAUCACGUACGACUUCAUCAUCCGCCGCAAGCCACUCUUUUACACCAUCAACCUCAUCAUUCCCUGCGUGCUCAUCACCUCGCUGGCCAUCCUGGUCUUCUACCUGCCGUCUGACUGCGGCGAGAAGAUGACACUGUGCAUCUCCGUACUGCUGGCCCUCACCGUCUUCCUGCUGCUCAUCUCCAAGAUCGUGCCGCCCACCUCGCUGGACGUGCCGCUCGUUGGAAAGUACCUCAUGUUCACUAUGGUGCUCGUCACCUUCUCCAUCGUCACCAGCGUGUGCGUGCUCAACGUGCACCACCGCUCGCCCACCACGCACACCAUGGCGCCCUGGGUCAAGGUCAUCUUCCUGGAGAAGCUGCCGACGCUGCUUUUCAUGCAACAGCCGCGUCACCGCUGCGCCCGCCAGCGCCUGCGCCUGAGGCGGCGUCAGCGCGAGCGCGAGGCCGGGUCCCUCUUCUCCCGCGAGCCGACUUCGGGGACCGCCGACUCGUGCGCCUGCUUCGUCAAUCGCGCCACGGUGCAGGGCGUGGCUGGGGCCUUCGGGGCUGAGGCGACGCCGGCUGCGGCGGGUGCUGGCGCGGGCAGCGCAGAGGCACCGUGUGGCUGCGGCCUCCGGGAGGCGGUGGACGGCGUGCGCUUCAUCGCAGACCACAUGCGCAGCGAGGAUGAUGACCAGAGUGUGAGUGAGGACUGGAAGUAUGUCGCCAUGGUGAUCGACCGCCUGUUCCUCUGGAUCUUUGUCUUCGUCUGUGUCUUUGGCACCAUCGGCAUGUUCCUGCAGCCGCUCUUCCAGAACUACACCGCCGCCACCUUCCUCCACCCGGGCCCUGCGGCCCCCAGUGCCAAGUGAGCCUGCCCACGGCCGCGCUCUCCUCACCCUUGGCCCUUCGCAGGGCGCGACCAGGAAGGGGCACCGCCCCCCACCCCAGGUCCAUCCUCUGACUUCCCCGAAAGUCCCUCCCCUCCCCACUGCUCCAGCUGCACACCGGCAGGAGAAUAGUGCCAGCUAUAUCUUCCUCUUCCUCUCACCCAGGCAAGAGUGUCGGUGGUGAGGCUUGAAAGCAGGAGAGGAGGAGGGUGGGAGGAGAGCCAAAGGACAAGAGGUCAGAUCCUGCACUGGCCUGGCUGACAGAGUCGUGGCUUAGAAAGGAGGGCCUGAUUCUGCCCCAGUUAAGUGGGCAGCGGCAGUUGGGGGCAGGGGGAGGGUUCUUGCCCCAAGGGUUUAGCAUGACCCUGAGGUCAGAAUCCUGGGGCGGGGGGCGGUGCCCAGCUCUGUGCUGGAGAAGUCUCUGUCCUGGACUUCCUGCUCUAGCUGUUUUCAUCAGGCUCAGGUGUGCACAACUGGAUACCAGCGAGCCUCAGAGUUGACCCCUCGAAAAAUGCAAGGUUACAGGCUUUGGAAAAGCCUUUUGCGUGGAGGGAUUGCCACAGGUGAUCGGAAGCAGCAGACUCGGGCAGAGCUCCAAGCGGGGGCUUGCUGAGGCCUGUCCCUCUGGACUUCUGUUUCUACCCUACCUUGAACACUCUGAGCAUGCUUGAAGGAAGUUAGCAGAGGAUGCCAGCUUCCAGCAGCUGGAGCCCAGCAGGGUGACCAGCCGGUUCAGCCCGUUAGCACCGCUGUACCCUGCUACCCUGCCACGUGUGUUUCAUCCUUCAGGAUCUAGCAGUCCUCCCCAUCGAGAAGGCUCCGGCCCUUAUUCCCACUGAGCCAGAGCAGGCAGGAGGAAUUUGGGAAGGUGUUCCUUGCUGUCAGUGACGACUCUGAAAGCUUCAGCCUUCCUCCUCGUGGCGACCAGGGAGACUGAACUGGAUCAUGUUCCCACAGUGGACAGCUGGAAGCCACCUGGCCCGACUCAGAGGAUGGCCGGUCCCGGCUCCCUGCCCCUGCUGCACCUCGUGACCAGCCCUGGUUUGUGGUUCCAGCUUUGCUUAGGGCUGGCUGGGCAGGCAGAUGGCAGGUCACAGAGAGAAUGGUCUGCAAAAUACUCCCAAAGGGCCUGGCCUGACCCUUUGACACCUCUGCCUCUGCCCUGCUGUGCCCUGGAACGGGCAGCUGGAACGCAGGGUAGAGGCAGAGGUGGCUGGUAGGUGGGUGGAAACAUGGCUGAGGCUUAGUGCUCUGGAGGAGGAACUGGGAGUCUGGGUGUCAGCACUCCUCUCCUUCCCCAAGCUGGAGUGAGUCCAUUUGCCUUGCUAGGCCUCAGCCUCCAUGCCUGUAAAAUGGGCGUAGGAAUGCCCAAGAAGCUGCUGUGGGGACGAAGGGCUGGACUUGGCACAAAGUGGAUUUUUCUGACACAGAACUAGGUGGGCAUGGGGUCACUUGUCAGGCCAGCUUCCCUGCCACCUCCUCUCCCUUCCCUUAAGUAAACCACGUCUUGGGCCUGGAGGAGGGAGCAGGGUAGGGAGUGCCCCUGGAUAGGAAUAGCAGCAGGCCUGUGGGAGCAGCGGCAAGGCUGGGAAGGGAUCAGGUGUGGCUCUGCAGCAUCCCCAGCAGUGUCAUCCUUGGGAUGAAGCCAUGUGCCCAGGGACACCCCUCCAACUUGUUCUGUGCCAUGGAAGAGCGCAGUGGGCCCUGAAGCCAGCAGGUG
Ochotona princeps (American pika) is the source of this 3367-nucleotide messenger RNA. RefSeq names its product cholinergic receptor nicotinic beta 2 subunit (gene CHRNB2). Gene Ontology annotation, molecular function: acetylcholine-gated monoatomic cation-selective channel activity; transmembrane signaling receptor activity. Gene Ontology annotation, cellular component: postsynaptic membrane; neuron projection; synapse. The transcript is spliced from 6 exons. NCBI's taxonomy places the organism in Eukaryota, Metazoa, Chordata, Mammalia, Lagomorpha, Ochotonidae. The record is from RefSeq and is a predicted model, not a curated record. The coding region runs from base 109 to 1629 and encodes 506 amino acids. Gene Ontology annotation, biological process: monoatomic ion transmembrane transport; signal transduction; regulation of membrane potential.